Indicator indicator is the source of this 2070-nucleotide messenger RNA. Its product is annotated as SITS-binding protein-like. The record is from RefSeq and is a predicted model, not a curated record. Lineage: Eukaryota; Metazoa; Chordata; Aves; Piciformes; Indicatoridae. The coding region runs from base 1 to 2070 and encodes 689 amino acids. The transcript is spliced from 10 exons.
AUGCCUCUGAGCCGCCACACCGGGCAGCUCCCCGAGGCCAAUUGGACCCUGGGCCUCCGGGAGAUGACGGAGCCCUGGAAAGGUGCCCUCGGCUGCUUCGGCGUCGCCGUCUUCUUCGCCAUGACCAUUGGCAUCAUCUCCUGGCAGGCGGUGGAACAGUCCCCGGAGGAGUGGGUGCUGCGCGGCCGCGCCGGGGGGGUGCUGUGGGAGCGCCGCCGCGGUGCCCUGCUCCUGCGGGCGCUGCCGGCGGGCAGGACGGUGGCGGUGAUCGUCGUGGGUGGUGUGCCAGCUGCCGAGCCACCCCCACCACGGGACCACUGCUGGCACGAUGGUGGCACCUUCUGCUACGCCUGGGAGGAGGACGCCGAGCUCCGUCUAUCCCUCGAGCCCGCGCCAGCCCCUGGCACCGAGUGCUAUGGCGUCCGCUGGACCCCGCUGCGCCCCGACGUGGUGCUGAAGGAUUGCUUCUCCAUGGCCAACAUCUCCUGGUAUGGUGGCGCAAGUGUCAGUGCUCAGCGUUGGCCACUCAAUGGUGCCCACAGCCCUGCGCAGCCCUUCGUUAGUGGUGACCUCGGCAAAAACCCCACUGGCUACGGACCUGUCCUGGAGAGAUACUUCCUAGGCUCCACAGGAGUGACAGUGACAGUGGCCCCUGAGGUGCCUCUCCUCCUGUCCCUGGAGAGUGACAGCCACUUCUGCCUGGAGACGCCAGAGGGCAGAGCCGCGGUGCCCCUGCACUACCGCCUCUGCCUCAGCCCGGACGUGGCCACUGCCCAGCGCCAUGUGGGCAGCCAGCUGGCAGGGCAGGAGAGGGCACUGCCGGAUAUGGCCCUCCUGAGGUCUCCGCUCUGGCGGUACCAGGGCUCUGCCAGCUCGGCUGCCAGGCUCAGACGGGGCCUGCGCUCCCUGGCCAGGAGGCUGAAGAGGCAUUGCCUGCAGGACGGGGUCCUGGCCCUGGGGGAGCACUGCACUGCUGUCCUGGCUGCUGCGGAGGACCUGCCCUCGGAACGGGGGAAGAGGCAGGACCCUGCCCGUGCCUGGGACCCUGCUCUGGUGGACCCUCUGCAGGUCUCCCUCACGCUCUCGCCCUACACCAGCAUCUCCUCUCCGCUCUUUUUGCGCUCGCUGCGGGACGGCACCGUGGAGAGCUCCUGGCUGAGCCUGCAGCUCCGCGGCGGGGGCUGCUCGGUCCCUCUGCUGACCACCUGGAAGGGGCAGCUCUGUGCCCGCCUCAACAUCACCAGCGAGGCAGCCCUGGGCUGGUACCUGGCUCGUGCCCGGCGCUUGCGGCAGGCGCUGGGAGCUGCCUUCGUGGCCUUCGAGGGCGCAGAGGGCAAUGCCUUCCUGGAGCAAGACCUCCAACCCCCCCCUGAGCUGGCAGGGGACAGCUACACCACAGCCCUGGCAGCAGCACUGGCAACCCUGGGAAAUGCCACAGUCAUCAGCGCUGGUGCCAGAUCCAGCCACCUCCCACUCUGGGUCCGGAUGAGUCCUCUGCGUGCGGACUGGAGCCAUGCUGGGCUGAAGGGGCUCAUCCCCUCCGUGCUGCACUACAGCCUCCUGGGCUACAACUUCUUCAUCCCCGAGGCAGUAGGAGGGAGCCUGGCCAGCGACAGCCCAGGGGACCCGGAGCUGUACGUGCGGUGGCUGCAGAUUGUGACCUUCCUCCCUGUGAUGGCCUUCAGCACACCUCCCUGGCUCUGCUGUGACCCCUGGGUGGUUAACCUGACCAGGCAGUGCAUCCGGAGGCACCAGGACUUCGUGGUGCCCCUCCUCCUGAAGUACAGCCAGGAGUGGCUGCACCUGGGGCACCCCAUCUUCAGGCCAGCCUGGUGGCUCAGCCCCACAGACCCAGCAGCUUUCACCAUUGAGGAUGAGUUUCUCAUCGGGGACGAGGUCGUGGUUGCCCCAAUAACAGAAAAAGGGCAAACAUGGAGAGAUAUUUACCUGCCUGGAGAAGGGCUCCAGUGGAUGGACACCAGCUCUGCCCGUGUCUUUGAUGGGGGCACCAUCCUCAGGAACUACUCUGCUAGCCUGGCAGAGGUGCCAGUUUUUGUUAAGACCUCCUAA